AUGCUAGGCAGCAUGCCCAAUGUUAGUUGUCCCCAAUCUGCCGAUCAUUCGGCACCUCAACAACACCUUAUCAACAAUAGAAUUGUUCAAGAUCAAUGCUCAUCCAACUCUUCAAUAUCGUAUUCGGAUUCUCAUAAUAACCAUUCACAGAUAUUAUUACAUCAUACUUCUGCACCUUUUACUAAUGGUAUUACUACAAAUCAAGCCUGUUCAUCGAAUUGUAACAACACCACCACACAAUUUCCAAUGUUCAACUAUCCAUACUAUACCCCUAAUUGUCACCAUCAACCAAUGCCGUUGAAUAUUCCUCAUUACAAUCCGAACAUAGUGACAUCUAAUGAACUUCACCCUACAACAAUGACCAUGACUCGUCACCAAUUGAAUUAUCAACAAUGUCCAAAUAAUCAAAACAUUGAUCUUGCACAAAAUCAAACAUCUUCGUCUUGCUCAUCAUCACCAACAACACCCACAAGUGGAUCUACUUCUUCAACAAAUACCAACAGCAUAUUUUCCAAUGUUCAUCCUACAAAUGCUGCUGCUGUUCAUUCACAAAUAAAAGUACGUGGUGGUAUUGCACCUGACUCAGGGUACAAUACAACUGAAAUAUCACAACAGGCGCGGCGUUUUGCCGAAACACGGUACGCCUUCCCUCCAUUCAUCAUCAAGUUCAAACGCGAGAUUAAUGAAAGCUCCAUAAUAAAAUAUUUAUCAUCUCAUUAUUAUUGCAACUAUGAUUUUCAUUUAAAUUUCGCUGGUCAUCGUUUAAAACAAAAACGUGAUUUAUUAUUAUUUGUGAAUGAUCGUGAAUCUUUCUCAAUGCUGUACGAUGUAGUAAAAUGGCCAGCGUCCAUUGAAACACUGAAUUAUGAAAAAAUUUUACCUAAUCAUUUACCACCUCAGUUUUCACUCGUUCUCAAGAAUGUUCCAACUGAUAUUAAAAUUGAUAUACUAUGUACAGAUAUUAAAAAUAUUUAUCCAGAUGUAAUGAGUGCUUAUCGAAUUAGUAAUAAGAAUCAACAACCCACCACAUUAGUUCGAAUUGAUAUUAACAAUGUUAAAGUCAUUGAAGAAUUACUUGGUAAGAAAUUUAUUUCUAUUAAUAAUUUACGAUUUGGGGUGAUGGAGUAUUUGGCACCAGCCAAAGUACUAAUAUGUAGCAAAUGCUACCAAAUUGGUCAUUUCAGAAGUACUUGUAAAAGUACGGUAGAUUAUUGUAGAACAUGUGCUCUUAGUAGUAAUGAUAUUAGUAAACAUAAAGAAAAUUGUGAUAAAAAACAAUGUUGUAUUAGAUGUAAAGGUCCACAUGAUUCCAAUGAUGUACGUUGUCCUGAUGUUAAAACAUACAGGGCCGUCCUUACAAAAUCUCUUUUAGCUUCAUCAAGUACAACAAAUCAUUAUCAAAAUAAUCAAACAAAAUUUUAUUAUAAUGAACAAGAUUAUCCAUUAUUAAAUAUGAAUCAAAAUCAAAAUUACAAUCAUCAUAAAAUCAAUAAUCUAUCAAAUAGCUCAAAUAAACGAAUUGAUGAACUUUAUCAUAAGAUGAAUAAAUUGGAGGUAAAUUUGAAUCGUCUAUUGGAUUUAAACAAUGACUAUGCUGAUCAACUGACACGUAUUCAGCAAGUAAUCAUGAAUCACAAUCGCGAUAUACAAUUACAACAAAUCGAUUCUGUAUUUCAACUUGAUUUCGUUAGUCAAUUCAUUUUCCCAGUAUGCCAAGUUAUGAUAGAAGUGAUUCCGGUCUUAGUUAAACAAAAUACAUUAAACGACAAAACAUUACUUUGUCCUUCAUUAUCUGCACUAUGUGCUAAACUAGCAAAUGAUCUUCCGGUAUGGACAAAUAAAUUUUUACAAAACGAAGAUAUCAAAUUAAAACUCAUUAAUGAUUUUAAUCCGACAAACCAACAACCCUAUAAUGGAUUCAUCAACAACAAAGCUCCUCAACCACCUUCUAAUCAAUAA
Molecule: messenger RNA, 1959 nt
Organism: Rotaria sp. Silwood2
Lineage: Eukaryota; Metazoa; Rotifera; Eurotatoria; Philodinida; Philodinidae
Source: the annotation of a GenBank genome assembly